AUGUCAAGGCGUAACUAAAAAAAGCCAUAGGCUCCUAUAGGCAAUGAAACAAAUCUUGAUUUUGUAUUACAAAAUCUAGAAGUUUACAAAAGCCAGAUUGAGCAUUAUAAGACCUAGUAGUAAUAGAUCAAAGAGGAGGAUCUCAAGCUUUUAAAGUUCAAAAAUUAAGAUUAGGAUGGAAACUCUGGCAACGAUGAUGAUGAUGAAGAAAACAACUCAAAUAAAUAAUAAGAAUUAUUAAGGAGAGUCAAUUAGAUUAAGUAGCAAGUUUAAUUGAUAAAAAAAGUUGGUUCUAAGGUAGAGAAAGAUUUGAAUUUGAACGAAGAUGAAAACAAAAAGAAUGGACUUUCUGAAUAGCAAGUGAAAGAAGAGUAAUUAAGAACGAUUACUGAAGAAUAGGUUAAGUAUUAAAAUUUAGUAUUUAACAUGGACUACCAGUUAGAUUUAAAUGAGAGUGGUGGCCAUAGAAGACACAGAAGAGAAACAGAUUAUGAUACUGAAAAAUGGUUUGAAAUAUCUCAUGACCAAAAAAAUUAUGUAUCAAUUUACGCCAACUAAAAGACAUCAUAUUGUUGGUGGCUUAAAGAUUAUUUUAAUAAAAACAAUUAUGAUCAUCUUAAUGUAAGCAUUAACAGACUAGAAACUGAAGCCGAAUUCUAUGCCUUUGAUGAUUUUUCACAAACAAUCAAACUUACUAAUAAUUCUUACUAGACUGUUAACAUAGACGUUAAUUUUGAUAAUAAUCUCUGUAUACUCGCAUUGCUUAGAUUUUUAUUAUCACUAGAAAGAUUCAAUAUUUUGAAUAUAAGAUCUUCUUAUACAAGAAAUUAAUAUAAUUUUGAGAAAAUUGGUGAGCUACUUGAAACUAUCUUCGCAGUUGUCUUUUCUCAUCGCCACUUACAAGGCAUUCAUUUACAAGUUCCUUGCGAAGCGUUCUAAUAUUUAGUUAACUCCUCAUCAUAAAUUAGCGUUAAAGAUAGCUAAUUAUAGGUAUACUCUUUCUCUACAGACUUAAAAUUAGUUGACACUAACAAAGUCCAAGAUUAUUUUAAGUUCUUAUAAGAAUUCCCUCGUUUGACUCAUGUAAGCUAGUAGGCUAUCCCAGUUAGUGCUACUAACGCUGUAGAGAACCUCAAUGUUUUACUUAAAAAGGUCAAGCAUGCUAAUCUUAAUUUAGUUUCUAUCCCUACCUAAUUCAAUUUUGAUUUCUACUUUGUUAAUUUAUAACAUUUGAAAUUAGAGUUUGGAUUAGAACCAAAUAUUUUGACAAAACAAAAGCUUGAAAAUCUACUUUUGAGUAUAAAAUAAUCAAAAAAUCUUAAAUUUUUAAGAUUAAACUUUUACACCUACGUUGCUUAAGAAACCUCCAGAAAACAGAUAUUAAAACAAGCUACAACAAUCAAAAAUCUCAAAAACAAUAAAAAUCAAGAAGAAACUCCUGAAACUAAAGAUGAAACUCCAAGCGAAAGCACAAGUGGUAUGAAAUUUUUUGAUCAUCUUUCUGAAUUAACCGAGCUUGAAGAUUUCAGCGUUAACUUGUAAGCUACCCAAGAAAUUUAUGAUAGCUUGCACAAACUUUUGAUUAGAUCAACAAAUUUAAAGAAGUUCAAAUUAAGUUACAAAUAUGAAAUGGAAAAGAGUAAAAUGGAUACAUUCAUAGAUCUUAAGAAUAUUUAUGAAACCUUAAACAAUCUUAAAAGAUGCUCUGUUAAUAUAUCAAAUCCUCAUGGAAACAUUUCUUAUGAACUGACAAAUAAAGAUUCUACUUUUUAUAAAUUUAAGCUGACCUUAAACUAAGAAUUAUAACACGCUAAGUAUACUUUUAAGUAGAACGAAUUUUAAUUUAAUAACGUUAAAAGUGCAAAAAUUGAAUCUUCCUCAUUAGAAAGCUUAGAAGAUAUUGAUAGUCUUUGCAAAUCUAUUGCUUCUUGUAAAAAUUUACAAAAUGUUAAUAUUAUCGCCAGUUUGCUCUAUCCCAACAAUAUUUAGAAAAAUCCUUUCAAUAAGCCCAAUCUUCUAUUUUUCAAGCAAUUUGAAUAAUUGAAAAAUUUGGAAAAUGUAUCUAUCAACUGUAUUCUUGAUCAGCAUAUACUUAAUUCUAUUUCAGAAUUCUUAGAAAAGAAUAAAAAAAUAAAAGCAUUCAUUUUGAAAAGAUAUUAUUUAUUACAAUAUUAUCUUGAUUAUACUAAAUUAUUUAAAACACUUCAAUAGUUACCUGAAUUAAAUUAAGUUUACAUUAAUUAGCAAUUAGAAGAAUUGACUGUGAGUGAAGUACAUAAGUAAGUAUGGGAAAACCACAAGCAAAAAGCUUUCUAUGAACCAUUAUGUGAGUUUAUCAAAGAAUCAUCCUAAACCCUUUAGCUAAUAGAUUUUGACCAAAACACUGUAAGUGAUGACUCUAUUAAAAAGAUUUUAGAAUCUAUAUCUGAGUCUAAGUAUCAUCAUUAUUUGAGAUUGAACCCUAGUUAAUCUAGCAGUUUAAUUAAAUCUGAAAACGAAGAAAUUUAAGAACUUCUCAAAGCUUGCGACGAAAAAGGUGUUUUAGUAAAAGCAUACUAUAAAUUCCCUCUAUGUUUACCAACUGGUACUUAUUACGAUUACAAUUCAGAUAGAUGGUGA
Tetrahymena thermophila SB210 is the source of this 2619-nucleotide messenger RNA. Its product is annotated as telomerase component p95. Lineage: Eukaryota; Ciliophora; Oligohymenophorea; Hymenostomatida; Tetrahymenidae. The transcript has a single exon. The record is from RefSeq and is a predicted model, not a curated record.